CGAUUUACACGGAUGUGGAUGAACCUCCAAUCAGCAAUCAAAUCUCCAUGUAUAUAUAUAUAUAUAUAUGUAUAUAUGCGUGUAUAUAUAUAUAUAUAUUGACACCCAAAAGCCUGCAGUUGCCCAAUAGAAGAAUAAUCCUCACUUUCAGUUUGCGUCAUUGGGGAAGGGUGAAUUCUCACGUUUUGAAAAUCCGCGGUUGUUGCUAAUUUCCUUUCGUGCGUGAAUUUUGUGAAGAACUCCAGAAGCCAUGGCGAUGACGGUUAAACAAAUGGCUAUCAUCGUUGGAACCCUAGGCGUACUGUCGUUCAUGUUAGGUGUUAUAGCGGAAAACAAAAAGCCUGCUUCUGGGACAAUGAUAACUAGGAAGGAUGUUGUCAUAUGUAAAUACCCAUUCGAUCGAACAGUCUUGUUGGGAUAUUUGUCGAUUGCAUUCCUUGGAGCCUCAUCUCUUGUUGGCUUCUGCUCUUUGUUUUAUCCAUACAAGAAAAAAUCGAUUCCACAGGGGGCAUUGUUCGGGAACAAAGCCUUUCUUGUCUUCUUCAACAUUGCCUUGGGCACAACUGGAUUGGCGCUGGCGAUGCUGUUAUGGCCUACACUCACCGAACAUAUGCAUCAUGUCCACAAUAUUUAUCGUAACAUGAAAACAGAAUGUCCCACGGCCAAAACUGGCCUUAUAGGUGGUGGCGCUUUCUUGUCGUUGAAUUCUUGCCUCAUGUGGCUGGUGGCCCUGAUGCUAGCCGAUAACAUUCGUGCUGAUUUCUUAGAAGAAUCAUCAGAUAUUCGCGAAAAUGAUGCUGAUGAACAUUCCAUCAAGAAUCUUGCUUGAGUAUAUACCUUCUUAACUUUGAUGUUACUUUUAAAUUCCAGUUUUUAAAUUGAACAGAUACUUUAACAGGGGUUGUAGGCUAAUUAUCCUGAUAUGUUUAUAAAUUUUUUAUACUAUUCAUCAGUAAUG
Molecule: messenger RNA, 958 nt
Organism: Andrographis paniculata
Lineage: Eukaryota; Viridiplantae; Streptophyta; Magnoliopsida; Lamiales; Acanthaceae
Exons: 3
Coding region: 251-829 (192 amino acids)
Source: RefSeq, a predicted model, not a curated record